ACGGUUAUUCAUGUCAUUAGCUGACCUUUGUACUCUAUCAAAUCAGUGGGCGAUACUGCACAAUUGGGCCUGGAAGGAUGAGAGAGUCACGAUUGGAAAAACGUGUGCAAAUCCAGUGGGGGAUCCGUGACCCUACACUGACGUACAUGUACUUAAGAGCAACGUACAAUUUGAAUUCCUCUUCGAAAUAAAAGCCUGGCCAGCGAUGAUAGAAUAGAUUGUAUGAAGACUUUUACAACUAGUAAAAUCAAUCGAUCUACGAUUUUAAAUCUCGUUUAUGUCCAUCGGUAACCCAGCAAAAUGCGCACCACUGCAAAGGUUCAUUACAGUCGGGUGGCACAGAAAAGCCUCCACGACUUGUCCUCGCAACUGUGACGAAAAGCAUGGUGUGACUUCAUCCGGAUGUGUCAACAAUUAAAGAAUUGAUGCAAACCGUAGAUUACAGACUAUACUUGUAAAGCCCGAGUAAGCAAUCUUCGAUAUAUAAGUCCAACCCAAUGACCCCAAAAAGCAGAUAGUCACCAGUUUUUCCAAAGGGACGGAGUUCGAGGCACUCUGUAUUUGUCUCAGUACAGGUUUUUGUUCCAUCGCCUCUCAGCGUGCGUGGGAUGAUGCUAGUCAAAAGCAUUUUGCUUUGUCUCUCAGCCAUACAAACUGUACAAGCUUCGAGCGGCUUAUUUUUGGACGAGUGCCCAGUGUUCACACAGCGUAACACUGAUUCCAAUGACUUAGGUGACGUCACUGGGACGCCCGCCUAUGAUCUGGUGGCCAGUCAAGUUCAGUUUGGUUACCUACCGAACCAGCAGUAUGAAUUGAGGAUCGAAGCAAGCAACCAAGCCCGCCCGUUCUCCAGAUUUAUCUUAAAGUCCGAUAAUUCUGACAAAACCUGUGAGGAUGUAACCCUGGUUCCCAGCUCUGGAAACGUCAGAUACCUUGAGGACUGUCCGGGAGUCUUGGUGUCCGACCGGCCUCAGCAAGCAAGCAAUGCUUCCUUUCACUGGGAAUCACCGUCUUGCGGCUGUGUCAUAUUCAGAGCGAUCGUCUUUGAUGAUACAACAUCUCAGUCUACAAAUCUUCAGCUCACUGUCUGCCCUUACUCGCCGGAUUUAGACAACUAUCUAAAUACUCUGCUGCACGAAAUCGACCCGGAAGGUUACAACUUCACGAAUGAGCGAGACAGCAAUUUUGAGAACGAGUACGAUGACGGCUUAUUUGAAGACGAAGAUUUCGACGAAGGAAUAACAGACGUCAACUACUCGGACAAGCAUCCAGUUGUUGGCGAUCCAAAGAUAUUGUGUCAAGAAUUCCAAGAUCUUCGAGGCGCAGGCAUGAGCCCUCUCCUUCGUCGUCGAUGGUGGCGCUGUUGUAAACGAGCAGGAGGUAAGCUCAAGAGAUGUAUUGCCAGGACCAUACCAGCUUACGCAAGAACGAAGCUGCGAGUAUGUAGCGUUUGCCAAGCAUUCAAAAGAAAAGCAAUGACAUCAUCGCCUUCAGAGAUGUCAGCGAUGACAACGGUUUUCAGCGCAGGUAGUUGCUGCAGAAUAAAAAGGCCAAAUCGACAAGUCCGGUGUUUUCAAAAAGUCAAAAUGCAAUCAAUAGAUAAGUUCUGUGAUGGUCUGAUUCAAGCCCCGUUUUUCCUGCCAAAGUCAGUGAGGAAACAGUUCCAACAGUCUGGUUUGUCGAAGACGCAGUAUAUCCACCCUUGCUGUGCAGAUGAAGGGAAGUACCGCUACGACUGCUUUUCACGGGAACACGAAGAAGGUGCCGCCAGCCAAAAAAACCCUCUGAUACUCACCGCCAGCCCUGGCGAACGUCUCUGUGCUCUCGCAAAGAGAAAGGAGGCAAAGUUUCCUGGUCUUAGGAGUUGCUGUAAAGUUGAAGAUAUACACAAUAAGGUGAUGUGCCUUGGGAGGGUUGUUCGAGCAGGUUUCGAUGAUAAAUGCCAGAGGAGGCAAUUUUGGGCCCGGAAAAAGUCGGCCUUAGGACAGGGUGUUAUAGGAAAGCGAAUCACAGAGUGUUGUGAAGCCACAGGCGAGGCGCGGUUUCAAUGUUUCGUAACAUCUGGUGAUAAGCUGACGACAUCCCAGGUUCAAAGUGAGAUCAGUGUGAUCCUGAGAGUAACAUUUGGGGAGAAAAAUGCUGCAAGUCAUGAAGUGUCAUCAAAGAAGGAAUCAUAUGCAUCCGAAUCUCCGCCUGGAACCAAAGAGUCUGAUGUGUCGGGCGACGCCUUUGCUGAACCUCAAGAUGGCACUAAUGAGGACAAGCAGUUCAAAUUCUCUCUGUUUUCAGCUGAAGUGAAAGAUGCAAAGAGUCAAAACAAGAGGCACUGCCAAGAAGGAGGAAGAGACAUACGAAGAACCCGUCAUGAGUUACGCAUCUUGAAUCGUCUCUGUGGAAACCGCAGCACAAACACCAGCAAUGACGAAGAGCUUGACACAAGAAAUCAUCUAGUCAAGUGUUGUGCAUUCAGUGGUCGGGCCCAAAGAAUGAAGUGUUUGCGUUCUGCAAGGGAUGAAAAAUACGCCGCCACCUGCCGGGGGGAACUCACCCCACUAGCUGUCCGGCUUGGUGGUGCUGUUGGAGACGACAAUCCAUGCUGUAGAGAAGAGGAGCGCGAGGAACGAUCGUGUUGUUUUAAGGAGCUCCUGAGGACCAAGGAGAAGCUGCUUGAUCGUCGAGCACCAAUGCUUGCUCACAUUGAAAGCCUCACGAGUGAUUCCCGCCGACAGGUAGAACCGACAAGAAUGGACAGAUUGUGUACAGCAAUGGAAGGACUUCCAAAGAAAGAUUUCAAUGACACAGUCUUCCAAUGUUGCAGGAACGAGGGCAAAAGAAGGUACCGCUGUUUGACGCAGUUUUCCCGGGCUUACGUAGACAAGGUCUGCUCCGGGCAAGACAUGGACACUGCAUACCAGAUUGGAUAUUUGGGAGAGAUCCGGGAUCUCAAUUUAGAACAUGCAUGCUGCCAACUUGAAGGGCGGGAGAGAUACCGCUGUGUUCUUUCAGCAGACAAAAAUCACGGAGAGCCUAAUGACAUCAACGUCCAAAGCCGAGAGCGCACUCCAAAGACCCUUAAACAUAAACGUCACCGGAAGAGAGUCGGCAGUUGGCUGAGUAGUGCAAAGAGGGAGAUAUGCAAACGCGUGGACGAAUUCUACAGCGAGGAUCUUCUACAGGUCCUCAACGUUUUGCAAAGUGCACUUCCACCUCACCAUGAAGUCAAGGAAGCAUUGGGAGAGGAAGCAAAAGACCAAGACAUUGGAGAGGACAGCCAAGACGGCCAGAAAGAACGAACAAAACCUAGAAAGUGGAAACCAAAGACUCCAAGUAAAAAGAAAACGCGAAACGGUGGAGACCAUCACAGCAGAGACAUGAACAGUGAAGAGGAAUCGACAGAUGAAAACAGGCGACUGAACAACAAGGACAUCCUUGGUAGAGACCUGGACAGAACAGAGAUGGGAGACAGAGUGCAAGAGUUUUCAGAGGACAGGGUCAGGGAACGUCAGGGCCACAAAGGGAAGAAAGGUGACAGAAGUAAAGAAAGCAGAAGAGGCAUAAAAUGGCUUGAUACAGGUCAUACAAGAGGGGAAGGAAGACGCUGGGUAAAAGAGUCUUGGGAAGGUAGGGACAUAGAUCAUGAAGAGGAGGGGACAAGACAAAAAGGCUUGGAUCGUCUGAAAAGUCACUAUGACAGGGAAAGGGAAAGUGGAAGGCCUGCUAGACGUCAAAACAGGACCUCUGAAAGAUAUGGAUCAGAUGAAUCCUACUAUGAUACAUUGGGAGAACCUGAAGAAGUCGACAGGAAGGGGCCUAGAAGGCACGGGGGUCGUCGCAGAUAUUUCCGUUGGUAUGAGAGAAAGAACACCACCGGAAGUGCACUUUUCAAUGAUUCAUCCGCUGUUUUCGGGGGUCUAGCCUCUUGUUGCCAGCUUGAUGGGCGUAAGUUCAGUAGCUGCCUGAAGACCUUGCAACACACCUUACUUGAUCGACUGUGCGACCCUGAAAUCUACAUUGAAAUGGGGAACUUUAGCCACACAGCUAGAAAGAUCGACCACUGUUGCCUGCUGCAGGAUAAGCACCGAUCCAAAUGUUUCUUCAAAGAGAAACAUUACGACGACUGGGAAGAAGAACAACCGGGCCCGCCUGACGUUGUCACGUGGCAAGAAGAGAUUCGGUUCGGAGCAGAUGGUGAAACGCAAAAAUUUGCAGAAGAUGACGAUCGAUCAGGUCACCAAAAUAUACUAAAGGGAAAGGGUGCUGAGGGUGCUAAACGUGCCAGGAGAAGUGCAAGUUGGAGGGUACCGGGAGUGACCAGUGGUGAGUGGGACAGGAUUCCUCGUCUUCCAAAUGACAAGACCAGACGUAGAAAGCACCGGCGCGGUAAGAGGGCAAGGCACCAUGGCCUGUGGAGCGAUCGACGUAUAGGGGCAGUGUGCGUUAAUGUUGUGGGCAGCGCAGCUCUCGGGGCAUUCGGUGACUUUCUGGAUACAGAUAACAGUAACGUGAACUCAGAAGAACAGGGACAGCACGUCACCAUACAGGACGUGGGGGAGUCACUCCGUGACUGUUGUGUCAUGGUAAACGAGGUGGAGCGGAUAGACUGUGUUAAACGGAUCAGGAGCCGCCUUGCUGACCAAAAGUGUACAGGAAUCGGAAAGUCAGGAAGUGGCCCACAGAGGCGCCAUCUUCCAUUCCCGGCGUCCUGUUGUGACGUCACGGACGAGGACAGAUACAGCUGCGUGAAUGGGGAGCGACCGCGUACAACGUUUCAUAAGAAACAAUCCUCCCGCCCGAGAUCAGACUUCGAGGAGCGCAGUGGUGACUUAUGGCUAGCACAAGCAGCGCCCUCUGCCGACGAGAAAGAGCCUCGCCACGACAUCGUGGAUCCUGUCGAGUUUCGUAGCGCGGUAGUGUUUGGCUCGACCGAUGAUCGGAGGGGGGACUCACCACGCGGUUAAAGACAGUUAUCGCUGAGGCUGAGACAGUAAUCUGGCGAGGUAUAUUCAAAGGAGGGGAUCAUUCUGAGGCAGAAUGGAACAGAUAACGGGUUUUUUUUCUCUGGGUUUUUUGUUAUUUUUAAGAGUGAUGAGUGUUACUGUUGAUUAUUAUAACGGUCUAGAGAUACAGUUUAGCGUCAUGUUUAUUGUGACAUCAUUGGAUCACCACUGGUAUAUCAGCUGCCUUUGAUAAAUUUCAUGUCUUGUCCUGCAGUCAGUUGUGUUAUGUGUAAAUCACACCAAAGCGAUGGCAUCACCGAUAAAUACAAAAGCCCAUUAGUGCCAUGGCAAGUAUGUGUUUGUAGUUCGUCAUUACGGAUUAUUAAUUCGAUAUUACGAAUUAUUAAUUCGAUAUUACGGAUUGUUAAUUCGUAAUUACGGAUUAUUAAUUCGUUUUUACGGAUUAUUCAUUUCGUUGUUACGUAUUUCUCAGGCAUUCCUGCAAGUGGUACAACGAGAGUGUGAGCGGUUUAUUCGAUGCUACUUCCUUCUUGUUCUAGAAGGAAACAAACACUCUGUCGAAAAUUGCGAAAUCUUGGUCUCUUAUCAUAAGAGCUGAUCUUGGAACUGCAAACAAUCACAUCCGACAAAUGCAGCAGUUUCUUAGAGGGGAUCAUGAAGAUUCGUUUGCUUAAGACAAGAGUUUCAUGUAGGGAACCAGUCAAAACCACCAAAGGAUUGAGUGUUGGUGGAACAUGCUUAGAAAACACUUCACUCGAUUUUGGAUGUUUAUUUCUGAUGACCAACAGCAGGGAACAUCUCUUCAGAAUUACAUCUGGCCAGGGACACUCAGUUCCAGCGAGUAGACUGGUUGUGGAAAUCCUAGUGUAGCGCCUCUUGGCGCCAGAGUCAGUCACUCUAGUUAACCCAGUUUUAAAUUUUCUUUUUUCCUUUAAUUUUUUUUUGUAGUAAUAAUUUUCUUGAUUUUGUUUGUAGAAUUAAAUAGAUGUACCUACGGUCAACAUAAAUUAAUGGUCCUGUGUUUUAUCAUUUUGUCAAUUUAUUUCUUUCAUCUUCACUGUCGUCCUCCAUGGGAAGGACAGACCCAAUGAAUAAAUAGUUGCAGCAAAGACAUUAGGUGAUGCCUGUAUACUUUGAAUUAGCUAAAUUUAACAAGGCACUUAAAUGUACAUGUAAAAAAACAGAUAUGUUGCAGAAAACUUGCUGCUGUUUUUAAGGAAAACAGUCACAAUGAAGAUGUAUGGCUGAACUGGACAAUGUCUAUAUUUUUGACAAUUUUAUAACAUAUAAUUUGUAAUAUAUAAUUUAUGUUCUCAAAAUUAACUUCAAUCUAUGUUUCACAGAUUCGGAAUCUUUGAAACAUAUCCUCAUUUUAUUUGAGAAACCAUUUACAGUAAAACUGUUCCUGUAUGAUACUUGUAUGAUUCUCAGAUCAUCAAUAAUUUUUGGAUGCAACAAAAGAAAAAUACAUGUAUCUUUCAAAAGUACGAUAAAAUUCAGUCUUUUAUACCUUUUGGGGUUAAAACCAAAGGACCAAGCUAACGAUAAAAGGCAUAUAAUAACUUAAUAAACAGUGGUGAACAGAGUAUUGCUUUUAUCAACAGCCACUCUAUAUUAGCAAUAUCUAUAAAUGUAUUUUUGCAACAAGAAACCACUACUUAAAGAUUUCAGAACAAAAAACUGCAACAAGUAGUUUCCAUUCUUUUCCUUUGAUAGAUUUUGAUAAUCUAUUUAACCGUCCAUCACCCAAGCCUCACUUUGUAAGAUUUUGUUAAAUUCACGUCGCAAAUCAACAAAACUUUCGUAUGUUGCGGGCACCUCCAACACAUUUCCACAUGUGACUGAGUGGUCUUUUUUCAAAACCUGUCGAUUGAGUAAAUGUCACAUUGAUAACAUUCACUGGAAGUACACCAGAUCAAAUAAAAUAAUCCGUAAUAACGAAUUAAUAAUCCGUAAUGACUAAUUAAUAAUCCGUAAUGACUAAUUAAUAAUCCGUAAUACUGAAAUAAAUAAUCCGUAAUAACGAAUAAAUAAUCUGUAAUAACGAAUUAUGAGCACAUACUUGCCAUGGCACUAAUGGGCUUUCGUAGAUAAAUGAGCGAACAGCGCAAAUAUAGUGAGAACAAGUACAAAGUCAUCAUAAUAAUCAGCUUAUAUUUGGUAGGUGGCACACCUGUUUUUAAACAACAGCGCGAUACUGUAAAAUGUGUAUGCUGAUUUUGUCGACAAAGACGGCAUGUGUUGUGCAGUAUUAGGCCUAAAGCAAAAAUCUCUUAAAGUGCAUGCUCAUCGUUCCUCAAAUAAUUUAUAAGAUGUUUUAUCGAUGUAUUCUACCUACUCAAACUUGUUAAGUUUACCACAUGGGAAGACAAUACGUCAAAAAACACCCCAUCACAAGCGAAUGCGGUCAGUAGGGAAUUUUAAUCACAUCCUUCAUUAAUUACGAAAGCCCGGACAAGCUGACCUUAACAACCCCCAGUGGGUUUAUUUUGUCAGCCAGUUCUGUUGAUUUCAAGCGCUGACAUUUUGGGAGGUGUUUUAUAGAAAACACACCAUUUUGCUUGCCUUGUCAACCAAUGAUUAGUUUCGUUAACAUGUUGGUAUUUUCUUUAGACUUAAAGUGUAUCCUUUGGCUUUUUGUAUGACUUUUCAUUAUACACUUUUAUCUGUGACAAAUAAACUGAGAUGCAUUGCGUGCUGUUUUGAUUAGUGAUCGCUUUAAAUGGCAAGAUUUAAGUUCAGGAAUUUUAAAACGGUCUUGGUAUGGAGAGUACGAAAUAUUUGAAGGAAAGUAUUACCACAGUAUUGCGGAAUAACCCUUAUCAUGACUUUUUAAGUCUUCCUAACUCGUUUAUUAAAGGGAUAGAUGUUUUAAUGGAGUUUGAAUUUGCCUUCAUCAUUAUGAGGAACAAUCCCUAAGAAUUCGUUUAUCAGUCUGAAUAACAUUUACCACUUCAUCCAUUCCUUUAAGCUAACGUUAAAGGCACUUUACAAUGUAUUCAGAUGAUGCAUGCAGAGAUGUCAAUCAAAUCACCACUACACCACAAAGCUAAUUGCAGUCAUAGUGGAAUUUAAUAGUUAGUAAUUUUGUCAAUUUACUGAUCAUUUCGAGCAAAAAAUGUAUUUAAAGUUAUGUAUCAAAAGUUCUACUUCACAUAGGAUUCUGUCCGAUAGCAUCAAUGCAGAGGUGCCUAAAACGACGGAGGGGGCCUAGAAAAUUGUGACUGUAGUCUUUUUAACAGCCGUAUUGAUACACAAUGACAAGAACAACUAUACGUUAAGAAGGGCAGUUGAGCUGCAAAGACAGAGUAAGAAAAGUGGCUCGUUUAUGUUUCUCGACGGUGUUGGGCGCAAACCAGCACAUUUUGCCACAAAGUUGCCGUAGUUUUUCGUUCCUAAAAUGAAUUACUGAAAGCGUGUUUGGGUAUCUAGUGUCGGCUGUUGCGUGUGGGUGCUUUCCACUCAUGAAACCCUAACUCCCAAGGGUGUAUGUAAAGUUAUAUUGAAAUCGGAGGGUUUGGGACUGUUAGGGUAGGUAUGAAAGGACCCGCUACUGAGAAGCGGCCCGACUAGUGUUGCCGUUUGAUUAAAACCCCACAAGAGUUAGAAAUCGUCAUUUUUACCAC
Molecule: messenger RNA, 8584 nt
Organism: Acanthaster planci (crown-of-thorns starfish)
Lineage: Eukaryota; Metazoa; Echinodermata; Asteroidea; Valvatida; Acanthasteridae
Source: RefSeq, a predicted model, not a curated record